Molecule: messenger RNA, 828 nt
Organism: Penicillium canescens
Lineage: Eukaryota; Fungi; Ascomycota; Eurotiomycetes; Eurotiales; Aspergillaceae
Exons: 1
Coding region: 1-828 (275 amino acids)
Source: RefSeq, a predicted model, not a curated record
AUGGGCAGUCUACUCAAUUCCCGCUGGGCCCCAAACACAAACCAGCCAAAUGAGAGAUACCAACCCCGGCACACAUUCACCAAUAUCCACAAUGUCCACAAUCACAGGACAAGAAGCUCCAGCCCGGCAUUCAGACCACCACCAUAUCAACCACCUUCACAUCAACAAGGAACCCUCUUACCACCAGCAGAAGAGUUAUCCCGCUUCAUGAAAAUUGUCGCAAGACUCCGCUGGAAACUUCCCUUCCUGGCUGAAGGCUACAGACUAGCAACGCUGACCGAUGCCGUUGAACCGGGUGAAAUCGUGCACGCGGAGAUAAUGUUCAAGAUUGAUUUCCAUGAGUACUAUGCGCUUCUUGAGCGUGCUAUUGUGCAUUUGCUUGCUGUUUUUAAUAUUUCUGUUUCGGCGGGGAGGGGUGGGGGCGUUAGUGUUGAUGGCAAUGGGCGCGGUGGUAGUGUCCAUCGGUAUCAUGCCAAUGUCCUGGAAGCAUUACGGGAACAGUCUACGCCUUUAUCUCCGGUUCUUGGGGCCGGGGUUGUUUAUUCGCAGUUGCAGCGCGCGAAGGAGUUAAGGAAUCGGUGGAAGACGGCUGAUUUGACGGCUGAGGAGAGGGAGCGGCAGGGGGAGCGGAAGGAGGUUGUUGCGCUGGCUAGUUUUGAUUUCGAGGGGAUUCUUUCGGAUAUUUUUCUAGGCUUGGAGGAAUCUUAUGUGCGUGCUAAGGAUCAUGUUGAUAAAUGUAUUCGGCCGGAUGAUGGGCCUGGGGUGGAGGUUGAUGAGGAGGCUGGUUGGGGAUUUAUGGUUGAUGCUAUGGACUGGGAAGCUGUUUGA